ACCCGCUGCCUGCACUGCCGAGGGAGUAGAGACCAAAUCCAACUGCACUGCCUUCUGCCAGGAUGAUCUUCAGCACUCAGCAGAACCUGGGCACAGACCUGAAUAUAGGGAGCUCAGAUGCGCCCCCUCGAAACUGGCGUGGGAUUGGCCUGGCAAUGCUGGUCAUAGCAAUAGUAAUGUCACUGGUGCUAUUGUCCAUUUUCCUGCUCUCUCCAGAGGAUCCAAAGCAGCCUGUGAAAUCAUUCCUGACAUUGUCUGAUCUGGAGAAUAUGAAUAAUCAGGUCCAUGUGCCCAGUCUGUCUUGGGCAAGUGACUUUGAAAUAAUCAUGAAAACCAGAGAAGGAAAUCUAAUUCAACAGAAUGUGAAGACAAAGGCGUUCAGUAUCCUGCUGAGUAACACUACACUUGUGUCUCUCCGAUCAUCCCAUGCAGAGCUGUCCCCAGACUUACAAUAUGUCCUUCUCAUCUUUAACAAGCAGCAGAUUUCAGGAGUGGCCGCUACAGCUUCCUACUCCGUGUACAAUAUCCGGACAAGAGAACUCUGGGACUUGAAUCCUCCUGGGAAAAAUGAAACCUCACUGCAAUAUGCAUCAUGGGGACCCCAUGGAAGUCAAGUGGUAUUCAUCUUUGAAAAUGAUAUUUACUAUCAACAGUCCGCUUCAGCCCCUGCCCUCCGGCUCACUUCAUCUGGAGACUCAGAGACUGUCCUCAAUGGCAUCGCUGACUGGACUUAUCAAGAGGAAGUAUUGCAUUCGUAUGCUGCUCACUGGUGGUCUCCAGACGGAACACGACUUGCCUAUCUCUCUAUCAACAACACCCUUGUACCCAAAAUGGAACUGACAUAUUUCUUGGCUUCUGACUACCCCGCCAGCAGAAAAUACGCCUACCCUAAGGCCGGACAGCAUAUUCCCACAGUGAAAGUCCUUGUUGUUAACUUGUAUGGCCCAUCCCACACACUUGAGCUGCUUCUUCCGGAUACUUUUCAAUACAGGGAGUUCUAUAUUAUCAUGGUAAUUUGGGUUACAAAUACUCGGCUUGCUGUGAAAUGGUUAAAUCGAUCCCAGAAUCUCUCUGUCCUCACUUUUUGUGAUGCAACUACAGGAGCCUGUAUAGAGCAGAUAAUCUGCUAUCAGGUUUGCCAUCCACAGAACCAUUAGCCCAUUGCCUUCAUUAUCAGCAGAGGAAAAACCUCACCCAUGGUUAUACCAAGGAGAAUGACACAAGCAAAGUCUUUAUUGUAAGCAAGAGGCUGGACGCCACCAGUGUUCCAUAGGACAGAAAUCUGUGUGCAUGCUAUGCCUAAUAGCUGAGAUUGUAACAGCAUUGCUUAUUGUGUGUUUAGAAGUACAGAUCCUCAUCUGAUGUGUGGAUAACUAUCCAGGGGGAGACUCUGUUCUCUUCAGAGGCGGCUUUCUUUCCUGUUCCUGUGAAACAAGGGGCAAGUGGGGAGUUCCUCCAUGUUGCCAU
This is a messenger RNA of Xenopus laevis (African clawed frog), 1467 nucleotides long. RefSeq names its product inactive dipeptidyl peptidase 10. The record is from RefSeq and is a predicted model, not a curated record. Lineage: Eukaryota; Metazoa; Chordata; Amphibia; Anura; Pipidae. The transcript is spliced from 13 exons. Bases 63 to 1157 code for a protein of 364 amino acids.